Molecule: messenger RNA, 832 nt
Organism: Scatophagus argus
Lineage: Eukaryota; Metazoa; Chordata; Actinopteri; Scatophagidae
Gene: ankrd45
Product: ankyrin repeat domain 45
Exons: 5
Coding region: 4-732 (242 amino acids)
Molecular function (GO): protein binding
Source: RefSeq, a predicted model, not a curated record
UAAAUGACGUUGUCACCAUGGCAACAACGUACUCCAGCCUGGACAGUUAGUGCGUGUAAAAUGGCAUCGAUACAGAAGGAAAUCUUCAAUUGUGUGCUUUCUGGGGAUUUGGAAACACUUAAGAAGCAUUUUGAGGGUGUCACAGAGGAGCCACAGGACAAGGAUUUGUUCGGACUGAAGGACGAGUGUGGGAGAAAUGCCCUGUUAGCCGCCUGUGUGUUGGGGAGGAGCGCUAUCGUCCGAGAACUGGUCAGAAACGGAGCCCGGGUGGACGAGCCGACUGUCAGGGGUUAUUCUGCGUUGCAUCUUGCUGCUUGUUGGGGGCACCUGGAGACAGUGAGGACUCUGCUUGAACUGGGAGCUGACACAAAGAGCAGGACCUUCAGAGAAGACAGGCCUGUGGACCUGGCCAGGAGAUAUUCCAGGAUCGACUGUGCUGACAGUCUCAUGCUGGCAGAUGCUAAACAGGACUUGAUAUCAUAUGUUGCUUUCGUUAAAGACCUUACCUCUGACCCAGAGGGGAAGCUCACAAAGGAGGAAACGAACAUCUGUACGUGUGCCUGCUCUGCCAAGUCAGACUGGAUUAACAGUGUCAAAGACUCGACAGCCUCAGACUUCAUAGCCCAAAGGAAAGACCUUGAGGACACUCUUCAGCCUAUUCUCAGCAAGCUGCCAGCCUAUCAUGUUAUUACAGCAGCUGAGGUGCCUGUCAAACCAGCAGGAAUGGACUGAAGUAGAGGAGGUCUGUGCAGUGCCAUUGCUCCAGCAGAUGACCAUAUUUAGAAGUGGAACAUCAUUUGGACAUUUGUUUCUAAAGUAUUGCAAAACUGUU